Thermothielavioides terrestris NRRL 8126 is the source of this 601-nucleotide messenger RNA. RefSeq lists its product as uncharacterized. The transcript is spliced from 2 exons. Gene Ontology annotation, cellular component: mitochondrion. Gene Ontology annotation, molecular function: ATP binding; tRNA binding; lysine-tRNA ligase activity. Gene Ontology annotation, biological process: mitochondrial lysyl-tRNA aminoacylation. NCBI's taxonomy places the organism in Eukaryota, Fungi, Ascomycota, Sordariomycetes, Sordariales, Chaetomiaceae. Bases 95 to 574 code for a protein of 159 amino acids. The record is from RefSeq and is a predicted model, not a curated record.
AUCAGACACGCCAGUCGGAAUAGAGUGAUGAACGCGAAGCCAAGGAGAUCCGAGGCAUGGGCUAGCGGCUUUCAGGAGGGUGGAUAAGGUUGCGAUGGGCAAGCGGUCUCAGUUCGCCGUUUCGCUUCCAGAAGGGUGUUGGUUCAACAACACAUCUGAUACUUGGGUCCGCGGUCCGCUCCCUUCCGCGCGCGCCGAGCUGUUCGUGGCCGGCCGCGAGCUGGCCAACAUGUACGAGGAGGAGAACGAUUCGUUCGAGCAGCGGCGCAAGUUUGUCGAGCAGCUCCGCGCCAAGGAGGGCCGCGACGGCGACGUGUCAUCGUCAGAGGCGGCCGCCGGAGGUGUCGUCGACGAGAGCUACGUGUACGCGCUCGCGUCCGGCCUGCCGCCCACCGGCAGGUGGGGGUGCGGCGUCGAGAGGCUGGUCGUGUUGUUCGGGGGCACGAAGCGGAUCAGCAACUGUCUGAUGUCUCGCUGGCCUCGUAUCCAGGCCAUUGGCACGGUCCUCAUUAUCCCCGCGCCGCACCCUGCGUGUCAACCAGACUGGAGACCAGUCCGCUUAGCUCGGGGGUAGCGCUGAACCCAGCCUCCACUCUUUCGC